Messenger RNA from Prionailurus viverrinus (fishing cat), 2758 nucleotides. RefSeq names its product RAS like family 12 (gene RASL12). Gene Ontology annotation, molecular function: GTP binding; GTPase activity. NCBI's taxonomy places the organism in Eukaryota, Metazoa, Chordata, Mammalia, Carnivora, Felidae. The transcript is spliced from 6 exons. Bases 440 to 1318 code for a protein of 292 amino acids. The record is from RefSeq and is a predicted model, not a curated record.
CAGACUACGCUGGAAACAUCCUUCCCCUCACUCCGCCUACCCCAGCCUCUCUCUCUCCGGUCCUGGGCCUUGCCUGCAGGGUCCCGGGGAGCUCCAAGUGGCGACAGCGCUGUCUUCCAGGCGAAGCCUUGCCGUGGGCUGUACGGCCGGCCAGAGCUCCCUCCCAGCGGGGGGCUCCCGCAGCCCUUACAAGGAGUUUGGCGGCUCUCCGGGCAGCCCCGCCCGCCAGCCUCUACGGGCCCCUCCUCCCGCCCGGCUGGGCCGGGCCGCGGGAACGCAGCCCUCUCCGCUCUCGACGCCGGGCCCGGCGCGGACAUCGACGGGCCCGAGCCCGCGAGUGUGAAAGGAGCCGGCGACUAGCUCCCUAGGGCCCCAACAGGCGGGCACGCGGCUCGGGGCCCUUCGGCAGAGGACUCGUGACCUUCUCAGCAGGGUCGCCAUGUCCUCGGUGUUCGGGAAACCCCGCGUGGGCAGCGGGUCGCAGAGCGCGCCUCUCGAGGUCAACCUGGCCAUCCUGGGACGCCGCGGGGCUGGCAAGUCCGCUCUGACCGUGAAGUUUCUGACCAGGAGGUUUAUCAGCGAAUAUGACCCCAAUUUGGAGGACACCUACAGCUCCGAAGAGACAGUGGACCACCAGCCUGUCCACCUGAGGGUUAUGGAUACUGCAGACCCGGAUACCCCCAGGAACUGUGAGCGCUACCUGAACUGGGCCCACGCCUUCCUGGUGGUAUACAGCAUGGACAGCCGCCAGAGUUUCGAAGACAGCAGCAGCUACCUGGAGCUGCUUGCUUUGCACGCCAAGGAGACACAGCGCAGCUCCCCUGCCCUCUUGCUGGGCAACAAGCUGGACAUGGCCCAGUACAGGAAUGGCGGAUGGGGUGAUCAGCAGUGCAGGGUGAUCACCAAGAUCCAGCCAAUGGAACCUUGGCCUCAAGACCUCAGGCAGGUCACCAAGGCAGAGGGUGCAGCCUUGGCUGGCAAGUUUGGGUGCCUGUUUUUCGAGGUCUCUGCCUGCCUAGACUUUGAGCAUGUGCAACAUGUCUUCCACGAGGCCGUGCGGGAGGCGCGGCGGGAACUGGAGAAGAAUUCCCUGCCCCGGCCCCUCUUCAUCUCCGAGGAGAGGGCCCUGCCACACCAGGCUCCGCUCACUGCCCGGCAUGGGCUGGCCAGCUGUACCUUCAACACACUUUCCACCGUCAGUCUGAAGGAGAUACCUGCCGUGGCCCAGGCCAAGCUGGUCACUGUGAAGGCAUCCCGGGCCCAGAGCAAGCGCAAGGCACCUACCCUGACCCUGUUGAAGGGCUUCAAGAUCUUCUGAGGGCACCCCUAAGGAUCCCAGACUUAGGGGCUGUGCAGGGCUGCAGGAUAGGGGCUGACUUCUCACCACUGGCUUUCCCUCUGAUGGAACAAUAGCCCUCUGGCGGACAGUUGAUCGCUCUUCCAGCACCAAGUAAUUUCCCUGACACCCAGUUUACUGUGUGAGCUGGAGGGACAGGCAGAAUGCUGCUCUUAGUCCCUCCAGGCCUUGGUUUCCAUGGUAACUACUGCCGUUCCCCCACCCUGAAGGGAAGUAGCCACAAAACAACACGGAGACCUGGGUCUGGCUGAAGUGGAAGGAAAUUGCAGUGUCCAUCAUGGUGCCAUCACCCCUUCCUGCUCCAGCAACAGCCAGGCCAGAUGUGGCCCCUAGUGGACAGCUCUGGAUGUCUGGUCAGCACCAGUAGGCCCUGCGUACAAAGAGGCCGAAGAACAUUCUACAGGAGCAGACUUGAAGUCCUGGCACCACCUAGUGGACGGAAAGGGCAGAGCGGCUACAGGUUUUGGGUGGCCUGAGCCUGGCCCUCCUGUUGUCUUCUGAUUUCACAGAAGCCCCAAGCACCAAACCCCACAGUUUAUCCAAGUAAAAUCUAGUUUAAAUAAUCCUAUGGGACAGCCUGUGAGAAGCAAAAUUCCCAGGAAGGGCUUUUUCUGGUACUUUGCCUCUCAAUGAGGAUAGAAGGUUGGGGGCUCUAGGUUGCCUUGGGUAGUGAGCAUCCAGUGUUUUAGUCACCAGGAAGCAGCCCUGCCUUGUUUUCCCAUCUUAAAUUAAGGAUUCUCUCCACAGACCCUCAGGACCAGCUUCCUGAAGCUUAAUGAUCGAAGCUGCAGAAAAAAGUCAUUCUCUCUAGUGACCAUCACACAGGAUCCAGAGAGCCUGUAACUGGCAGUAUCAGACAUCCGGUGGGCACUGUUAGCCUGUCCCAGGCUCGUAGGCAGAAACACAGUAGAGCAGUUUGUAGUCUGGUCCAGCAAGACCCAGUACCUUUGGCAAUGGGUCUGAAUGUUCAAAGUCCACUUUUGAAAGAUAGAACCUAAAGCAUUUUUGGCCACCAUAGCUUAUACCAUAACACUGUGGCUCGGAUGUGGGAUCAGGACAGCACUCUUGGGAUUCCAUUGUUAGCACAGGGAGCUCUAUAGUUUUCUAACUCUGUUUAUCUCAGGGCCCCUGGCCCAAAGGAAAUCUCUGGUAGAACCUCAGCAGAUAAGCAGGUAAAGGAAAUGGUUCUGGUAGGAGGAAGGGGUGGCAAGGGGAUUCUGAGCCCAGAAUCCUGCUCUUGGCAAUUCCAGGAGCUUGGAUUAAGAACAACGGCUCUAGAGGUACCUGGGUGGUUCAGUCAGUUAAGCGUCGGCCUUCGGCUCAGGUUAUGAUCUCGUGGUUUGUGAGUUCGAGCCUCGCGCCAGGCUCUGUGCUGACAGCUUAGAGCCUGAAGCCAGCUUC